AUAACAAUAACUAUAACGUUACUGAUAAGCGUAAAGACUGGUGGAAUACAAAUAAACAACAUGUAUGGAAUGUUAUGAUGUGUUACUAUAAUGAAAACGGAACAACAAACAAUACUUGUGAAAGUCACGAUAAUAUUGAUGAGACUCCACAGUUUUUACGCUGGUUAACUGAAUGGUCACAACAAUUUUGUAACGAAGAAAAAAAAGAAGGAAAAAAAUUUCUUGAAACAUGUCAAAAUAAAUUUGAAGGCGCUAUAUCUGUUGAUAAUUAUAGGAAUAUAUAUUGCGAUAAGGUAUUAAAUCAAUAUAAAAAUUGGUAUGCAAAAAGAAAGGAACAAUGGGAUGGAUUAAAAGAGAAAUAUAAAGCGUAUAAACAGAAUAACAGUUCAUUAGGAAAUACAGAAUCACUACCAGAAAAAGCCGAAGAAUAUGUAAAACAAAAAUGUGAUAAAUGCAAUUGCGAUAUUAAUAAUUUAGAAAAAAUGUAUGAAAAAAUAAAAGAUUCCGAUAUUAAUACAAUUAAAACAAUAGUUAAAUAUGUUAAAACAAAAACAAUACCUGUACUAGAACCAAAAAAUGAAAAUGAUCCAAUUAAAGCUAUUGAAAACUUGGUUUCAAAUGUUUCAAAAUUUGCACCAGUUGUUCUGAACCAACUACAUCGAAAUCCAAAAGAUUUAGCGGAAAAACUACUUGAAACAACAGCACGUUAUAUAUUGGACAUAGCAUCAAAAGCAUACGAAACUGUGAAAGAAAUUAAACAACAAAUUGAACAACAUAAUUCACAACCACCUGUAUCCCCUACACCUGCACCCGUACCCCAUCCACCAUCUGAACCUAUACCACCUAGUACACCCACGACUUCCUCUCCCGAAAUGAUAGUUGGUCCGGCCGUAGGUGCAGUGGCGGCAACGAUACUUGGAAUCAUGCUAUACAAG
This is a messenger RNA of Plasmodium gaboni, 935 nucleotides long. RefSeq names its product putative EMP1-like protein. Gene Ontology annotation, molecular function: host cell surface receptor binding. Gene Ontology annotation, cellular component: membrane. The record is from RefSeq and is a predicted model, not a curated record. Lineage: Eukaryota; Apicomplexa; Aconoidasida; Haemosporida; Plasmodiidae. The annotation marks the transcript as partial. The transcript has a single exon.